This is a messenger RNA of Cotesia glomerata, 1632 nucleotides long. Its product is annotated as beclin-1-like protein A. The coding region runs from base 432 to 1592 and encodes 386 amino acids. The record is from RefSeq and is a predicted model, not a curated record. The transcript has 4 exons. Lineage: Eukaryota; Metazoa; Arthropoda; Insecta; Hymenoptera; Braconidae.
UGUGGUUGUAUCGGUUGUACCCAGUAUUAUAUAGCGAGAAGAGGUAAGAUGGAGAGAAAGAAGAGUAGAGGUGGGACCCAGGCAUCUGUGAGUGAGUGAGUAGUGAGUCCGCAAAGUGAGUAACUUCGAGUUGCACCACGGGACAACUCACAACUCAGUCACUAUAAGAUCGCCAAGUCGCACAGACUUCCAAGUGCUUUUUUAACAAAUUUAUCUUUUAAAUAUUUAAUACCAUGGAAAUUUUUUUAAUCGACAAUAAGGUGGUCAAUUUUUUUAAAAAUUUUCCCGAGGACUAAAAUUAAUUUUGAACUAAUUUUUAGUGAACUUAACUUUUUAAUUGCAAGUUGUAAUUUAAAAUUACGAAGAAAAGUGAGUGAGUGGAUGGUAAAUAGAAGAAGACAAUUCCUCUCCUGUAGGAGAAAGAGGAAGAGAUGAUCCGCGGGCUGCUAGUGGCCGGUGCAAUCACCCUCGCCACAUUAAGUCGGUAUUCACUCGCACAAACGGCGACACUUACAAGUCUAGCGAUAUUUUUGAGCUCAAGUUUGACGCCAAUAGUGACAGCGGCACCUUCUUACAAUCUCGGCGUUCUUUCAGAGUCUAAUAUAAAUAUUAUGGAGACGUGGGAGCAACCUUGCGGUACACCACUGGCUGCAUCUUUAAAACGAUCACCACAAAGGCAUAGUGUUCAUCGUGCUCUUAAAAGAGUAAGAAUACAACUGCGUGUUGCUCAAAAUCAUUUUCGUAAAGACCUCAAAGUUGUACACGAACUUUAUUCAAAGGUGUACAAAGUUUUAAGAGGGCAAUAUCAUCAAAGUUGGUUGCCAAAAAAUCAACUCGAGUGGUACUACAACGAAGUUUGGUGUAAAGAAAAGAGCAAAAAAGCAGAAUACGCGCUUCCAAAACUUCACGAUGCGCUUCAAAGAUUUGCAAUAACUUUUCAUCUACUAAAACGAUUUCGGCUGAACUCGAAUAUCAACGUCGAGUAUACAAUGAACAAACGGAAUGAUAUCAUGGCAGGAAUGCAGAAUGAAGUUCAUAGAAUGCUCUGUGAAGUAGAAACUGCGAUCUUAAACUUAGGCUUGCAACUCCCACAAUCUCACAAAGCAAUAAUAGUAACAUCAAAUUCAGAUUGGGCUAUGGAAGGCGACCUAACAUUGAUGUUAAUCCAAGAUUGGGGUGUCCUCCGACUAUACCAAGCAUUCUUGAACGAUUGGACUAGAGCAUUCCGCAACGCAACGGCUAUCGGGCCCGGAACUUGCGACCCUAAUGCAACGAAGCCUAUUUUCUACCGAGCGAAGCAGAAGAACCCGAAGAAGAAGCGACGAUUGAAGCCCAAAAAGCUGGACCCGAACAAGAAAAAACAGAAUAUUAAAAGUAAUAUUAAUAUUAAUGAUGACAAUAAUAAUUUUAAUACUACUAUUAAUAAUAAUAAUAAUAAUAAUAAUAAUAAUAAUAACACUAGUAACAAUAGAAGUGGUGUAGUUAGGAAUAAUGAAAUAGUCGUGGGAGUUAAUGGCAAAGUUAUUCAUUCUCGUAGACGAGGCGUUAGACAACGAAUGGCUAAAAAUAGACGAAAAAAAACUAGACAUUAACUUUUUUUAAUAGAACCGCGAAUUAUUCAUUAUUUAUUUA